CUUGCCAAUCUUUCCUUGCUUAGAAGAUAGAAAGAACCCGUCUCUUCUUCGUCUCUCAAUUCAACUGCUUGAUUACACUUACCAAAAGAACCCUUGUAACUCUUUUUUUUUUUUUUUUUUUUUUUUCUGUCACUUUUAUUGAAUAAGAUGAUUCAGCUUUUGUUUACAGUGAUAUUUUCUGAGAUGGUACUGAUAUUGUUGCUACUGUUCAAAACCCCAUUGAGGAAGCUGGUGAUCACGGGCUUGGAUCGAACGAAGCGCGGUCGCGGCCCUCUCGUGGUCAAGACCGUCGCUGGAACGGUGUCUGUGGUGUUAAUGUCCAGUGUGUAUAGUAUGGUGAAGAUCCAGAAGAGAUGGACCGAUGAAGGUUCCAUCAGUAAUCCGACGGACCAGGUCCUCAUGGCAAAGCACCAACUUGAGGCCACUCUCAUGGGUUCAAUACUAUUUCUUGCACUAAUGGCAGAUAGAUUACACCAUUAUAUUAGAGAACUCCGCAUUCGAAGGAAAAGCAUGGAGGCCAUUAAGAAACAAGCUCGAGGUUUUGAAGAUGGGAAAUCUGGCAGUUCAAAGGAAAUCAAAUCCUUGGAGGAAGAGAGUACUGCAAUGGAGGCGAAACUUAAAAAUCUAGAAUCUGAGUUGGAAACAAAGACAAGAGAGGUGAAUGCUGCAGAAGCUAAUCAAGUUGCUUUAAGAAAACAAUCCGAAGGAUUUUUGCUUGAGUAUGAUCGGUUGCUUUCAGAAAACCAGCACCUACGAAGUCAGCUCAAGUCUGUGGACCGGAAAUUGUCACGUUCCAGUAGCAAGAAGAUGGACUGACCUUUUCUUUGAACUGUUCAGUCUAUAUCUAUUCCAGUUUCAAUCAUCUAACUCUGAUUUCCACGGUGGAUUAGUCAGUUUUGGCUACUCAUUUAUAGCAUCUUUGUUUCGAGAAGCUGCAAAAGAAAAAAUGGGGAAGAGAAAUAGGAUUUUAUGUUGGUGUUCAAUUUGAAGUACAGCUGAGAGAUGUAAGAGUAUGGAACAAUUUUUUCGUGACAAAUUGUGACAUUUAUACUAGUACAUGAUUAUAGACAAACUUUCAGUUCUGA
Tripterygium wilfordii is the source of this 1085-nucleotide messenger RNA. Its product is annotated as B-cell receptor-associated protein 31-like. The record is from RefSeq and is a predicted model, not a curated record. Gene Ontology annotation, cellular component: endoplasmic reticulum membrane; endoplasmic reticulum. Bases 148 to 816 code for a protein of 222 amino acids. The transcript has 2 exons. NCBI's taxonomy places the organism in Eukaryota, Viridiplantae, Streptophyta, Magnoliopsida, Celastrales, Celastraceae. Gene Ontology annotation, biological process: endoplasmic reticulum to Golgi vesicle-mediated transport; intracellular protein transport.